Messenger RNA from Dictyostelium discoideum AX4, 156 nucleotides. RefSeq lists its product as hypothetical. NCBI's taxonomy places the organism in Eukaryota, Evosea, Eumycetozoa, Dictyosteliales, Dictyosteliaceae. The coding region runs from base 1 to 156 and encodes 51 amino acids. The record is from RefSeq and is a predicted model, not a curated record. The transcript has a single exon.
AUGAUUGACAUUGUUGAAAAAAUAUUUAGAGAUUGUACUACCAUGUUCACAAAUUACUUUAAAGAUGCUAAAAUUGGAAUAAAAAGAAAAGACCAAUGUAGUGGAGUUAAUUAUUAUAUUUAUUUGAAAGAGAAGAAGAAGAUUGUGAAUUUUUAA